Triticum turgidum subsp. durum (durum wheat) is the source of this 5229-nucleotide messenger RNA. Lineage: Eukaryota; Viridiplantae; Streptophyta; Magnoliopsida; Poales; Poaceae. The record is from the annotation of a GenBank genome assembly.
AUGGCGGGGGAGCUGGGGCAGCAGACGGUGGAGCUGGGGUCCGUGGUGCGGCGGGCGGCGGAGGAGUCGUACCUGGCGCUGCGGGAGCUCGUGGAGAAGUCGCAGGUCGAGUCCGACUGGAAGGGCGCCUAUGGCGGGCGGCAGCGGUCGGACUCCGAGAAGAAGAUUGACCUCCUCAAAUUCAUCGCCCGCACCCGCCAGCGCAUGCUCCGCCUCCAUGUGCUCGCCAAGUGGUGUCAGCAGGUUCCGUUGGUUCAGUACUGUCAGCAACUUGGAUCGACCCUUUCUAGCCAUGAAACAUGCUUCACCCAAACAGCUGACUCACUGUUCUUCAUGCAUGAGGGGUUGCAGCAAGCACGAGCUCCUACAUUUGAUGUUCCUUCUGCUUUAGAGGUUAUGCUUACAGGCAGUUAUCAGAGGUUACCAAGAUGUAUAGAAGAUAUAGGGAGCCAAAAUAAACUUUCUCCAGAUGAAGAAAAACAUGCUUUGCAGAAGUUGGACACCAGUGUGCGCUACAAAGUACUUGUGACUCCAAGACCCAAAGAAGCAUCUAGCAUUUCAGUAACUGAUGGGAUAGCUGUUUUUCGUGUGGAUGGAGAAUUUAAAGUUCUUCUUACGUUAGGUUACCGUGGUAACUUAGAUUUAUGGAGGAUACUGCACAUGGAGUUGCUUGUUGGUGAGAAGAAUGGCCCUAUUAAGCUGGGAGAAAUUAGGAGAUUUGCUCUUGGUGAUGAUAUAGAAAGAAGAAUGGCAGUUUCUGAGAAUCCCUUUUCUGUGCUGUAUGCUAUACUUCACGAGUUAAGCAUUUCACUUGCUAUGGACACUAUCAUUAGGCAGGCUAAUGUUCUUCGACACGGAAGGUGGAAGGAAGCAAUAAGUUCUGAACGUAUCCCAGACAGCACCACAGGUCAAACUGGAAAUGCUGCUGUAAUGCAGCUUGGUCAAGAUGGGGAAUUUGAUUCAAGUGGUUUUAGGUUACCUGUGUUGAAAUUGAAUUACUGGUUGGAUGGAAAAAACAGUGGCCCAGCAGAAUCUGAUUUAUCCCCAUUUAUCAAAAUUGAGGCAGGGCAAGACAUGCAGAUAAAAUGCCAGCAUAGCUCAUUUAUACUUGAUCCUUUGACAGAUAAAGAAGCUAAUCUUUCUCUUGAUCUGUCCUGCAUUGAUGUUGAGAAACUCAUUUUAAAAGCAAUUGCUUGCAAUAGGCACACGCGUCUUCUUGACAUUCAGAGACAAUUGUGCAAAAAUGUGCAAAUUUGUCAGUCACCCAAAGAUGUUAUCCUGAAGCGGGACAUUGGCGUAGCAAAGGCACCACAUAAGAAGACAGAGAAAGCGAGCUUUGCAGAUUUUUGUGGAAAUGAAGUGCUUCAAGUGCGAGCAUAUGGUCAAGCAUAUAUUGGUCUUGGAGUAAAUAUCAGGAGUGGUCGUUUCAUCCUACAAUCACCAAAGAAUAUCUUACCUCCUUCCGCUCUGCUGGAUUGGGAAGAAGCUCUAAACAAAGGCAGUAACACAGCGACUGAGGUUUUCUCAAGCUUAAGGACUAGGAGCAUCCUCCAUCUGCUUGUAUCUACUGGAAGUUUUUUUGGCCUCAAGGUUUAUGAGCAGUCUCAGGGUACUCUAAAGAUUCCAGAGGCUAUAUUACAUGGUUCAGAUCUGAUGGUUAUGGGAUUUCCGCAAUGCGCCAAUGCCUAUUAUCUGUUGAUGCAACUUGAUAAGGAUUUCAGGCCUGUUUUUCAUUUGCUUGAAACACAGUCUGACGCAAGCAAUAAGUUUAAUGCAAAUAUAGAUGCCAAAGAAGCCAUGAGGGUAAACAAGAUUGAUGUUGGGCAGAUGGAAAAAAUAAAAUAUGAGAAGAAUUCAAAUCCUUUUGAUGCCAAACUGCAUUCCCUACAAAGUAUAGAGAACUGUGAUGACAUGAUGGACAAUCAACUUCUCAUUCAGAAUAGUGUUGAUCCUCUUUCGCUGCUGCCUGCUUGUUCACCAUCGUUUUCAUCUAUUGUUGAUGAGACCUUCGAAUGUGAACAUGGUUCUAGUUUGCCUUCUGCUUCUCCUGUGCGCUCUCUUUCACUUGGUCCUCAAGGCGGAAGCACCAGAACUAUUUCACACAUGCAGGAUGGGGCCUUGUCUCAUGCCCAAGCUAAUAAUACCUCAAUAGUUCGUCCUGGUGUCGGUGUGAACAGCUAUUUCCCAACUAGUUUGAGCCAUUUACAGAGUACAAACGCCUUUUCGUCCUCUAACCCUGUAAGAAAUUCAUCUGCUAUCAAGUUGUCAAACUCUAAAUCUAAUCAUGACCUGAGUUCAUUGAGCUCUCCAAGUGAGCAUGGUAUUGCAGAUGGAAAUAAACCAUUUCAACUUGCCCCUUCAAGCACGUUGCCUGCUCAUUUGGUUCGAUCUUCACCUGCCAUUGAAGGAUUAGGGAAGGCCAUCACCGUAGGCGCUGAUUGUGCACCUAGAAAGCGCUCUCUUUCAGAUUUCCUGCUAGAUCUCCCUUCACUGCAAGGACUGAAAUCCAGUGAGCCAAGUAAGCGAAGAAAAAUAUCAGAAUCGGUGCAGAGUUCCCUUCCUUUGCAGGCAUACUCUUCUAGUUCACAAUCAGGAACCAGCCUCACCCAUGGAAAUAAUAUUCUUGCCGAAAGAAAUAAUUGUGUUCCAGCAACUGUGUAUGCUUCAGUGCUACUACAUGUAAUACGGCACUGUUCGCUAUGCAUCAAGCAUGCUCAACUAACUGCCCAGAUGUAUUCUAGCGCCAUUCCAUAUGUCGAAGAAGUGGGCAUGCGAUCACCAUCCUCGAAUAUUUGGUUCAGGUUACCGUUUGCUCAAGAUGAUUCUUGGAAACACAUAUGCUUACGCCUUGGGAAGGCUGGAAGCAUGUCAUGGGAUGUUAGGAUAAAUGAUCCACAUUUCAAGGAACUUUGGGAGCUCAAUGGAGGAAGCACCUCAACACCGUGGGGUGUUGGUGUACGCAUAGCUAACACAUCUGAGAUGGAUUCACAUAUCUCUUUUGACGCGGAUGGUGUUGUUUUAACUUAUAGCAGUGUUGAGGCAGAUAGUGUUAAGAGGCUUGUGUCAGAUUUACAACGGCUUGCCAAUGCACGUGUAUUUGCUCGUGGAAUGAGGAGAUUGAUCGGUGUAAAACUUGAUGAUAAGCUAGAUGAUAACCAUAUAUCUGUGGGGAUGAAAUCACAGUCUGUUAAUAAAGGCAAUAGUGAUGCUGACAGGCUAUCUGAACAGAUGGGAAAGCCAUUCAGGAUUGAAGCUGUUGGCCUAAUGAGCUUUUGGUUCAGCUAUGGCCAUAUGCCAAUGGUUCACUUUGUUGUCGAAUGGGAAACUGCUAAGGAAGGUUGCACAAUGCAUGUUUCUCCUGACCAGCUUUGGCCACACACAAAGUUUUUGGAGGAUUUCGUGAAUGGUGGUGAGGUUGCAUCCUUCUUGGAUUGUAUUCGGCUAACAGCAGGACCUUUACUUGCUCUUGGGGGUGCAAUUCGUCCUGCACGGAUGCCUGUAACAGUUUCGACUGGGUACAGCUCAAUGCCAAAGCAAACUAAUAAUGUCACCUCCCAGGGGCCAGUAGCAAAUGGUUCAUCUGCAACAACUAUGCAUCAUGCAUCUGCCCCAUCAAAUGCUACGGCACAUUUGGGUGGUCAUACUCUUCAUACUGCUGCCAUGCUCUCCGCUGCUGGACGGGGUGGACCUGGACUCGUUCCUAGUUCAUUGCUGCCUUUUGAUGUUUCCGUCGUGCUUCGGGGCCCAUACUGGAUACGCAUUAUAUAUCGCAAGAAGUUUUCUGUUGACAUGCGUUGCUUCGCCGGGGAUCAGGUUUGGCUACAGCCCGCAACCCCUCCUAAGGGUGGGCCUUCAGUUGGCGGGUCAUUACCAUGUCCACAAUUUAGACCUUUCAUAAUGGAGCAUGUUGCUCAAGGUCUAAAUGCUCUUGAACCUGCUUUCAUGAAUGCUACACAGCCUGGUCCACACUUAAAUACUAGUGCUGGAGCUCCACAAUCUGUUCCUGUCGCAAACCGUUUAAAUGCCACCCCUGGUGUUGCUAUGUCCAGGCCAACUUCUAGUGUCGCCAACCAUGUAGCAGCUAGUUUGAGUCGAGCAGGAAAUGCCAUGUUGUCUUCUUCAGGUCUUGCUUCAGGGAUUGGUGGAGCCUCUGUGCGACUAACACCUGGAACUGGCCUUCCUGUUCAUAUGAAAGGAGAACUAAACACAGCCUUCAUUGGGCUUGGGGAUGAUGGUGGCUACGGUGGUGGUUGGGUUCCGUUGGCAGCUCUCAAGAAGGUGUUAAGAGGGAUUCUUAAGUACCUUGGAGUUCUAUGGUUGUUUGCACAGUUGCCUGAACUUCUGAAAGAGAUAUUGGGGUCAAUUUUGAAGGACAACGAAGGGGCUCUUUUGAAUUUGGAUCAAGAGCAGCCUGCACUGCGGUUCUAUGUGGGAGGUUAUGUAUUUGCAGUUAGCGUCCAUCGGGUUCAACUGCUUCUACAAGUUCUGAGUGUUAAGCGGUUUCACCACCAGCAACAGCAACAGCAAGCUCAGAGCAAUGCUCAGGAGGAGCUGACAUCUGCCGAGAUCAACGAGAUAUGUGAUUAUUUCAGCAGGCGUGUUGCCUCUGAACCAUAUGAUGCUUCAAGAGUUGCUUCUUUUAUCACUUUGCUUACAUUACCUAUAUCGGUGCUGAGAGAAUUUUUGAAGCUGAUUACUUGGAAGAAAGGGUUUUCCCAGGCUCAUGGCGACAUUGCAACUGCUCAGAGGGCUCGCAUUGAGCUUUGUUUGGAAAAUCACUCAGGAUCAGCUUCAGAUGAUAGAACAGAAAGCUCUUUAGCUAAGAGCAAUAUUCAUCAUGACAGAGCCCACAGUUCAGUAGAGUUUGCUCUCACGUUUGUACUUGACCAUGCGCUCAUUCCUCACAUGAACGUAGCUGGUGGAGCUGCCUGGCUUCCGUAUUGUGUGUCCGUGAGACUGAGGUAUUCUUUUGGAGACAACAGCCAUAUAUCGUUCCUUGCAAUAAAUGGGAGCCAUGGUGGGAGAGCUUGCUGGCUGCAGUCUGAAGAUUGGGAGAGAUGUAAGCAGAAGGUGGCGAGGGCAGUGGAGACUGUGAAUGGGACCCCUGCUGUUGCAGAACCCGGCCAAGGAAGGCUGCGAAUGGUUGCUGAGAUGAUACAAAAGCAACUCCAACUUUGUCUACAGCAGCUGAGAGACGGACCACUUUCGGCUGGCUCAACUGCUUCAUGA